This is a messenger RNA of Annulohypoxylon maeteangense, 5583 nucleotides long. Its product is annotated as glycoside hydrolase family 13 protein. Gene Ontology annotation, molecular function: 4-alpha-glucanotransferase activity; amylo-alpha-1,6-glucosidase activity. Gene Ontology annotation, biological process: glycogen catabolic process; glycogen biosynthetic process. NCBI's taxonomy places the organism in Eukaryota, Fungi, Ascomycota, Sordariomycetes, Xylariales, Hypoxylaceae. The record is from RefSeq and is a predicted model, not a curated record. The transcript has 3 exons. Bases 340 to 4983 code for a protein of 1547 amino acids.
CCCGCCUGAACCGUGUUGAAUCGACGAUCGACGAUCCUAUCCGUAGGAUCGUCACAUCCCACUUUGCCUUACUUAGGGUUUCCUCUCGUUUUAUUAGUCGCAUCAGGUCGUUCUUACUCAUCGUUGCUAUCGUUUAGGCAUUCCCCCGCGAAUACCUAACCCGUUUGAUUUUUCUUGUCGUUUCCUUUUUUCUUUACUUUCGGGUUUCCUUCUUUUGUGUGUCUUCAGACAAUUUCCCUGCUCUCUUUCUUUCCUGAGGAAUUUCACAAUCGGUUGUUUCAGUUGUUGAUUCUUCUUGGACUGGAAUCGCAAGAUUCCAAGUGAGGAAAUCUUGACAUUAUGAUUCCUCGAAUAGUAACCUCAGAUGAGGUCUAUAUUCUGCCUUUGAAGGAUAAUGGCGCUCCAGAUAUUCCUGGAGAGUACAUUUAUCUGGCUCCUACAUCAAACGAUCCUAUUACCAUACGAUUCACAAUCGAAGGCACCUCCUCUAUAUGUCGACAAGGCAGCUUAUGGGUUAAUAUACCUGAACGGGGAUCCGAGUUCCGUAGAGAUCACUAUCGCGAGUACAGGCUGAAUCCUGAUUUCAAUCGAACGAUAGAAAUAUCCAUCCCCGUCUACGAAGCUGGUGCUUUCGCCUUUUAUACCACCUACGCCGAGCUACCCCCUCUUUCUUCCGCCUUAGCCACCAACGAAUCCGCCUCUGUCGAAUCUAAAACGACCCCUACCUACUAUAUUGACAUUGCUCCCCGGUUGUCACUAGAUGGACGUCUACUACCGUUACCCGCAUUGUCAAUAUUCUCCGUUAUCAGCAAGUUCAUGGGAAAAUACCCAUCUGAUUGGGAGAACCAUUUACGAGGCAUUAGUGGCCGCGGAUAUAACAUGAUUCAUUUCACACCUCUCCAAAUCCGUGGAGGUUCUAAUUCUCCCUAUAGUCUGUAUGAUCAGCUUGGAUGGGACCCAGAAUGCUUUCCUAGAGGAGAGGAGAAUGUACAGCAGAUGGUUGACAGUCUCGAACACAACCAUUCCCUCCUCAGCCUAACUGACAUCGUCUUAAAUCACACCGCUGAUAACAGCAAAUGGCUUCUCGAUCACCCAGAGGCUGGUUAUAACCUGAAUACCGCCCCGUGGCUUGAAUCAGCCUAUGUUCUCGACACCCAACUCCUAGUCUUUGGAUCCAGGCUAGAAAAACUAGGAUAUCCUAAGGAGCUUCUUUCUGCUGAUGAUCUUAUCAAGGUUAUGGACGGCAUUAAAAAGCAUGUCGUUGCCGAGAUUCGUCUAUGGGAAUACUACACACUUGAUGUUGACAGGGAUGUGGAUGCUGCAAUCGAAUCUUGGGCAGUUGGACAAGUACACAUUCCCCAGGGAAUUGACAGUAGUGUUCUUGACAAAUUGAAAGUAGGUAGUGUUGAAGAUCAAGCUAUGUAUCUAGUUCAGAAUGGUCUCGUCGGCAACGACAGACUUGGUGCACGUUUCCGGCGGUCUAUUAAUCCAAAAGUUUCGGCUGGUCUAAUUGCUACUCUAUUUGGAAAGUAUAGGGGCGAGGCAGAUGAAGCAGUUAUUCGCUCUAAAUUUGUCCAGAUUUUGGACGUGGUCAAUGUUCCAUUUUACGGGGAGUAUGACAAGGAGAUCGGCGAAAUUCUCCAGCAACUCUACAAUAGGAUCAAGUACGUCCGCCUGGACGAACAUGGGCCGAAACUUGGCCCUAUUGACCAGGAGAAUCCUUUGAUCGAAACAUACUUUACUCGUCUAAACAAGGCGGAUGCAUCCAAGAGACUCAAACCUGAAGAUUUGGUUCUUGUCAAUAAUGGUUGGGUUUGGGCUGGUAAUGCUCUGGUUGACAAUGCUGGACCUCAAUCACGCGUAUAUUUGAGACGCGAAGUUAUCAUUUGGGGGGAUUGUGUCAAGCUCCGUUACGGCUCCGGUCCCGAGGAUAGCCCUUGGCUGUGGGAACACAUGACCAACUAUGCUCGGAUGCUAGCAAAGUAUUUUGCAGGCUUCCGAAUCGACAACUGCCACUCGACACCCAUUCACGUUGCGGAACACAUCCUCGACGAGGCACGCCGCGUUCGACCCAACUUGUACGUCGUGGCAGAGCUUUUCACGGGCUCUGAGGAGAUGGACUAUGUCUUUGUCAAGAGGCUUGGUCUAAGUUCGUUGAUCAGGGAAGCUAUGCAAGCCUGGAGCACAGCAGAGCUCAGUAGAUUGGUGCAUCGCCAUGGUGGACGUCCUAUUGGAAGCUUUGAGGUUGAUGAGAUUUCAAAACGUUCCAUCGAAAGUGCUCCUACUAGUCCUGGACUCGCUGAUGGUACGACACGAGAAGUCCUUCGCAGAAUUAAGCCUGUCCCAGUUCAGGCUCUGUUUAUGGAUUGUACGCACGACAACGAAGUUCCAGCACAGAAGAGAGAUGCCCGAGAUACUUUACCUAAUGCUGCCUUAGUGUGCAUGUGUGCUAGUGCAACAGGCAGCGUCAUGGGAUAUGAUGAGAUAUAUCCGAAACUUGUUGAUCUGGUGAACGAAACUAGGCUAUACACAUCUGAGUCAUCUUCUUCUAAGGAAGUAAAAAUAGGAGGCGGCAAGGGUGGUAUUGGCGGUGUCAAGAAGCUGCUCAAUGAGAUUCAUACAUUGAUGGGGAAGGACGGAUACGACGAAACACACAUUCACCACGAAGACCAGUACAUCACGGUCCACAGAGUCCACCCUGAGUCUAGAAAGGGAUACUUUCUCAUCGCCCACACUGCCUACCCCGGCUAUGGAAACGGCAAUGGUGCAUUCAGCGCUGUUCAUCUUAGUGGCACAAAAGCGCGGCAUCUGGGAAGCUGGAUGUUAGAAGUUGACGACAGCAAAGAAGCUAAGCAGAAAGUCGAAAGCGACAAGAAAUACCUCCGAGGCCUCCCCAGUGAAGUCGUUGAUGUGCCAGGCAUUCGGUUGGAAGUCAAUUCGACCGAGACAACCAUCACGGUGCGUGAUAAAUUCCCACCUGGAAGCAUUGCUCUGUUCGAAACUUGGAUCCCAGCUGCAGAACACUCGGCAGGCCUGGACACUUAUGUUACAUCUGGAGCUAAGGAAGCCAUGGCUGAGCUUGACCUUGUUGAUCUCAACUUCCUGCUGUACCGCUGCGAAGCCGAAGAGCUUGGCGGUAGUGAUGGCAAAGACGGCACCUACGAUAUUCCAGAACAUGGGAAGAUUAUAUAUGCGGGCCUUCAGGGUUGGUGGAGUCUCCUGGAAAAUAUCAUCAAGGAUAACAAUUUGGCCCACCCCUUAUGUGAAAACCUCCGUAAGGGACAAUGGGCUCUCGAUUAUACUGUUGGACGUCUUGAAAGAAUAAGCCAACAAAAGGAGUUCGCUGGCCUUGCUAAACCUGCAGAUUGGCUUAAGAACCGAUUUGAUGCAAUCCGUGGUAUACCCAGUUUCCUCCUGCCCCGCUACUUUGCACUCAUUGUGCGAACUGCCUACAAGGCCGCCUGGGAUAGAGGUCUCCAGCUUAUGAACGACAAGGUACAGAACAACCAAUGGUUCCUGCAGAGCCUGGCGAUGGUUAGUAUACAGAUGACAGGCCUGGUUAAAUCCGCUUCACUUUGGCCGAAGAAGCUUGUUCCCUCAUUAGCAGCCGGCUUGCCCCAUUUUGCUGUGGAAUGGGCAAGAUGCUGGGGUCGCGAUGUUUUUAUAUCCCUCCGUGGCCUGUACCUUGGUACUGGCCGGUUCAACGAGGCAGCAGAACACAUUUUUGCAUUUGCUAGCGUUCUCAAGCACGGCAUGAUCCCCAACCUUCUCGGCAGCGGAAAUCUUCCACGGUACAACAGUCGAGACUCUGUCUGGUUCUUUUUGCAAUGCAUUCAAGACUACACCCGAUACGCGCCAGAUGGGUUAGCUUUCCUAACGAAGAAGGUAAAACGUCGUUUCCUACCAUACGAUGAUACCUGGUUUAGCUCAGACGACCCGAGAGCGUAUUCGACGGAGAGCACCAUCACGGAUGUCAUUCAAGAAGCUUUGCAACGCCACGCAUCUGGGCUUAAAUUCCGUGAAGCCAAUGCAGGCCCAAGCAUCGACUCCCAGAUGCGCGAUGAGGGCUUCAACAUCGAGGUCAACGUCGACUGGUCUAAUGGAAUUAUUUUCGGUGGUAAUCAAUUCAACUGUGGCACCUGGAUGGACAAGAUGGGCGAGAGUGAGCGUGCAGGCUCAAAGGGCAUACCAGGUACCCCUCGCGACGGUGCUGCUAUUGAGAUCACCGGACUGCUCUAUAGUACCCUGAAAUGGCUCGCCAAGCUCAGUGCCGAGGGCAAUUAUCCGUAUAAGGGUGUGACCAAGUCUGACGGCUCAGAAAUCACUUUCUCAGCUUGGGCCGACCUUCUCAAAUCGAGCUUCGAGCACAGCUACUACGUGCCAGUCAACCCAUCGGAUGAUGCACAGUACGCUGUCAAUCCUGCUGUUGUCAACCGCCGCGGUAUCUAUAAAGACCUGUUCCGCUCCGGGAAGGAGUACGAGGACUACCAGCUUCGGCCCAACUUCGCCAUCGCCAUGACAGUGGCGUCAGACCUCUUUGAUCCAGAUCAUGCGACAGGAGCACUUGUACUCGCAGACGAAGCGCUUCGUGGACCGACGGGCAUGGCGACUCUCGACCCGUCCGACCUCAACUACCGCCCGUACUAUAUCAACAGCGAAGACUCGACCGAUUUCGCCACCUCCAAGGGCAGGAACUAUCACCAAGGCCCCGAGUGGCUCUGGCCCACGGGCUUCUUCCUGCGCGCCCUUCUGAAGUUCGAUCUCAUGAGAAGGAACACGGAGCACGGCCGCGUCGAAGCCUUCCAGCAGGUGACGAGGAGGUUGGCCGGGUGCAAGGACCAUAUUCGAAACAGCGAAUGGGCGGGGCUUACGGAGCUCACGCAGAAAAAUGGCGAAUUUUGCGGCGACUCGAGCCCGACGCAGGCUUGGAGCGCCGGCUGCUUGAUUGAUUUAUACAUGGAUGCUGCCGAGUACUCGGCAUAGUACGCAUGAUAUGGUAUGGUAAAUCGGUCUCGGAUCUCGGGUUGGGAGGCGGCAUUUUGGGGAGCGGAGGCGUGGGAGUUGUUGGAAGGGAUUGUCAAAAGUCGAGCAUGGCACCCACGCGCAUACGGAAGGUCAGGAUUCGCAUACGUAUUGGAGGAUUUGGGAGUUUGUUAUGUUUCGCUUUGCUUCUACUGCUAUCAAACUUGGAAAUGAGGUCAUGAAGCAUACAUCUCGUACAUAGACACAUGCAUAGGUACGAUGAAUACGAGGUAUGAUCAUGAUAAUUGGUAUUGUGCGUGGUUGCGAUUGGUGCGUAAGGUUCGGAUGGACGGUUGAAGCAAACUUUGUUCCUUGGGAUUGAGCUUGACGCCAUCAUAACGAUGUAAGGCAUGGAAUCUGGGAUCUCCAUCCAUCCAUUUCUCCUUGGCAGAUUAAGGAGAAUCCAUGCGUCACACCCGCAUACGCUCCAUAGCCUAUCGCAACAUCCGCAAUCCGCCACACGGAUUCUCCCUUCCCUCUCUCACCUUUUAGCCCAGCCUGCCCAGGCACACAUAUCAUCGCUUACCUAUAUGUAUGUAGGACAAUCAGGAGCGCCUAGAG